Salmo salar (Atlantic salmon) is the source of this 1656-nucleotide messenger RNA. Its product is annotated as GTP-binding protein Di-Ras1. Lineage: Eukaryota; Metazoa; Chordata; Actinopteri; Salmoniformes; Salmonidae. Gene Ontology annotation, cellular component: membrane. The record is from RefSeq and is a predicted model, not a curated record. Gene Ontology annotation, biological process: signal transduction. Gene Ontology annotation, molecular function: GTPase activity; GTP binding.
GCUGGAAUUGAUCUGCCCAUUCGCUUGCGUCAGUAUUCGAUGAGAGACGAAAUAGAAAGUAAAGCACCUCCUAUCUUUGGCAUCAGGGGGUUUAAAUCAGAAAGAGAGAGAGCGAGAGAUGCAGUAAAAAGAGGAGGACCUGGCUAAAGAGCACAUCACGCAUACUGUAAAAUGCUAUUAGCCCACUAUACAAGGAUUCUAGCAUCAAUGUAUUUACUUACAAGUGUUACAUGCGGGCAUAUUUAAAUCGGAUCUGGGAAAGUAAGCUUAAGGUCUUAGGAAACAGGUCUUAGGAAACCUUAGGUCUUAGGAAACAGGUCUUAGGAAACCCCCCAAGAGGCCCAACAUGCCGGAGCAGAGCAACGACUACCGUGUGGUGGUGUUUGGGGCCGGCGGCGUGGGCAAGAGCUCCCUGGUUCUCCGCUUCGUCAAGGGCACCUUCCGGGACACCUACAUCCCCACUGUGGAGGACACCUACCGCCAGGUGAUCAGCUGUGACAAGAGCGUGUGCACCCUCCAGAUCACCGACACCACGGGCAGCCACCAGUUUCCCGCCAUGCAGCGCCUGUCCAUCUCCAAGGGCCACGCCUUCAUCCUGGUCUACUCCGUCACCAGCCGCCAGUCCCUGGAGGAGCUCAAGCCCAUCUACCAGCAGGUGCUUGCCAUCAAGGGCACCGUGGACGCCAUCCCUGUCAUGCUGGUAGGCAACAAGAGUGACGAAACCCAGCGUGAGGUGGAGACCACGGAGGGUGAGGCGCAGGCGGCAGCAUGGAAGUGUGCCUUCAUGGAAACCUCUGCCAAGAUGAACUACAACGUCAAAGAGCUCUUCCAGGAGCUGCUUACCCUGGAAAAGAAGAGGAACAUGAGUCUGAGCAUUGAUGGCAAGCGCUCUGGCAAGCAGAAGCGUGCCGACAAGCUCAAGGGCAAGUGUAGCAUCAUGUAGGGAGGGAGAGUUGAUGCCUGACCCCUAGAAGGAAAGACUGGGGUUGGGGAGGGUGGUGGUGGUGGUGCAAAGUGUAGAUGUUCUUGAAGAGAGUCACUUCGAGGAAUGGAGGGAAGGCAGGGGUGGGACGGGGCUCGUCUGAGAGGGGUUAUUUUAUCCUGAAAGAGAUGACCCCCCCUCCCACAAAGAGGCUAUUCAAGUUCAAAGAGAAGAGAAGAUCAAGCCUUGAUGCAAUUCUACUCUAAUGGGAAAAAUGAAAGAAUAUAGAGCCCUGACAAUUGAUAUCCUCUCAAGUUCAGGGCAUUAUUACAAACUCAGAGCCCAUUUCAAUAUUAUUCACCCCAUGUUCGCCCUCUUCUCUUAUAGCUGUCUCUCUCCUGCUAAUAUGAGACACACUGCAAACAAUAAUGGAAUUGUUAAGACGUCCCCAGGACAUCACAAAAUGGUCGCCUAAAGUCGUCAGGAUGUUGUGUCAUGGUCCCCUGGAGGUUUUGUCUAGUUCCCGGUUUGUUCCGAGGAUGUUUUUAGGACGUUCUUGGGACGUUGUGCCAUAGUCCCAUGGAGACAUCCAUAGAAAGAAAAGCACAUUUUUUGUCCAUUAAAAUAACAUCAAAUUGAUCAGAAAUACAGUGUAGACAUUGUUAAUGUUGUAAAUGACUAUUGUAGCUGGAAACGGCAGAUUUUUUUAUGGAAUAUCUACAGCUUCAAGUCCU